Plasmodium vinckei vinckei is the source of this 645-nucleotide messenger RNA. RefSeq names its product 60S ribosomal protein L24, putative. Bases 1 to 645 code for a protein of 214 amino acids. Lineage: Eukaryota; Apicomplexa; Aconoidasida; Haemosporida; Plasmodiidae. Gene Ontology annotation, molecular function: mRNA binding; structural constituent of ribosome. Gene Ontology annotation, biological process: cytoplasmic translation. Gene Ontology annotation, cellular component: cytosolic large ribosomal subunit. The transcript has 4 exons. The record is from RefSeq and is a predicted model, not a curated record.
AUGGCAUCAAUCAAAACAACAGUAAAAACAGAAGCCUGCUCCUUCAGCGAAUACAGGAUAUAUCCUGGUAGAGGACAAAAAUAUAUUGCCAAGGAUGGUAAAGUAUAUUUCUAUUUAUCUUCAAAGUUCGCUUCACUUGCCUUACAAAAGAAGAAGGCCGCUAAGUUGAGAUGGACACAGACUUGGAGACGAAAUAACAAAAAAACAAAAGUCGAAGCCACACAAAGAAGACGAUAUAAGAAAACCAUCAAAGUGCAAAAGGCUGUUUGCGGUUUAAGUGUUGAAGAUAUAAGAAACAGAAAAGCCUACGUGCAAAGUAUUGAAGCUAAAUUUAAGAGUCGUGAUAAUAUUGACAUCAAAACAUAUUCUCACGUAGUAAAACUUCGAAAAGCAAAGAAGGCUUCUGUUUAUAUAUAUACAUUUACAUUAUCAUUUUUAAGUAAUGGCAAAUGUUUUAUUUGUUUUUUUAUUUUAAAUGAUAAUAAUAAAGCACGUUUUGCAGGAAAAGAAAAGGAAGAUAAAAAAAAAGGUAAAGAUGACAAGAAAAAAAAUGCAGCACCAGUUCAACAAAAAAAAGAAUUUACUAAGGGUAAUAAAUUACUAAAUUUAGCCAAAAACAAAAUGCAUAAAAUGAUGAAAAAAUAA